CCUCCGGCUUGCCGUACUCGGCUUCGUCUCCAUUGUUUGACAGUAGUAGUUGUUAGCCCUGGGCAGACUUUCCUCCAUUAGUUUCCUUUAAGCAGCAGAAAUAAAUGUUUACUUGGAGGUAUCGGCAACUUGUCCGGCGCUUAAACAUCAUGAGAGAGGAGACGCUUCAGACAGAUUUGCUACAAGACCAGAAAAUCUGAGAUCACAGAGCGCAACACUGCUUCUGUAGGAUGUACAAAGACUACAGAUCAAGUCGAGUCACAGGUCUCAACGCUCUGCCUUUUGAUCCAGCUACCAACAACGACCCGCUCCAGUUCAGCAGUUCCAGUGGAUCACUGGUGACCGAGUGUGCUCCGUUGGAAAACACUGCUGAAAACAGCAAGAAGAGGAAGCGAGCCAACCUCCCUCCAGAAGGCAUCUGUAACAUGGCGAUGGACUCCAACUCAAUGACGAUGCCUAUGUCAGACCCCAACCCCUGGGCUACAGCCAUGAAUAACCUGGGGAUGCCUCCCAUUGGAAUAACUGGACAGCCACUUAUACCAGAUUUUGACCCUAAUCUUGGGAUUAUGGCUGGAAUUACCCCCAUGAACCCCAUGAUGCCUGGCCUCAGUAUGGUGCCUGCACCCGUCUCCCAGGACAUACCUGUAAUAAAGGAGAUCGUCCACUGCAAAAGCUGCACCCUCUUCCCCCCCAACCCCAACCUUCCCCCUCCAGCCACGAGAGAGCGCCCCCCAGGGUGUAAGACGGUGUUUGUUGGUGGUCUGCCGGAAAACGCCACCGAGCAGCUGAUCAUGGAGGUCUUUGGACAGUGUGGUGAUAUCACAGCUAUUCGCAAAAGCAAGAAAAACUUCUGCCACAUCAGGUUUGCUGAGGAGCCCACAGUGGACAAAGCUCUCUUCCUGUCUGGUUAUCGGAUCCGUUUGGGUUCCAGCACAGACAAGAAGGACACGGGUCGGCUCCAUGUGGACUUUGCCCAGGCCCGAGACGACCUGUACGAGUGGGAGUGUCGCCAGAGAAUGUUGGCCAGAGAGGAGCGGCACCGGCGCAAGAUGGAGGAGGAUCGCCUCCGGCCACCAUCGCCUCCUCCAAUCGUGCAUUAUUCUGAGCACGAGUGCAGCCAGCUGGGAGACAAGAUCAAAGACGACGGCAAAUUUCCCGAAGCAGUGCGUGUGCUCUUGACCUGGCUGGAACGAGGAGAAGUAAACCGCAGGAACGCUAACAACUUCUACUCCAUGAUCCAGUCGUCCAACAGCCACAUCCGCAGGCUGAUGAGUGAGAGGAGUCAGCACGAGAAGGAGAUGGAAGAAGCCAAAGACAAGUUCAAGACAGCUCUAGCAGCCAUAGUUGGUCAAUUUGAACAGAUUGUGUCUGUAUUCCAAGCUGCUUCCAAACAAAAGGCAUGGGACCAUUUCUCCAAAGCUCAGCGCAAGAACCUGGACAUGUGGCGUAAACAAGCAGAGGAGAUCAGGAACAUGCACAAUGAGCAGCUGAUGGGCAUCAGACGGGAGGAAGAGAUGGAGAUGUCGGAUGAUGAUAUGGAGGACACCCCUGACAGCAAAGACUCAGAGGACUCAGGGGUUUCCCAAGUAGAAGCCUUAAAGGAGGAGAACGAUUCGCUGCGCUGCCAGCUGGACGCCUACAGGAACGAAGUGGAGCUGCUGAAACAGGAACAAGGAAAGAAUCAGCCUGUGAGGAGCGAGGAGGACAACACUCAUUCACAACAGCUCAGCUUCCUGCAGCAGGCUCUGCAAGGCAUGCAAAAGCAACUAUUAAAAAUGAGGGAUGAGCUGAAGCAGCGGGAAGCAGACCUGGGGCAGAGCUUGGAGGACAAACAGCAGCUGAAGUCACAAGUCCAGAACCUGAAGGAAAGUCUCCAGAAUCUCCAGAACACACACAAAACACCGGCAGAAAUGUUAAAUAAGGAUGGUCAAGGCAGCGAGGAGAAUCCCAAUGAAACUAGCGAGGCCACGCUUACAGCAGUCGUGUCCUGCAGUCAGGAGAAAAGGGGUCCCACAGAGAGGAAUUCACCGAGUCCUGUUCACUCCGAGCGGGAAGCUCUGCUGGUCGGGAUCAUUUCAACCUUCUUGCAUGUCCACCCGUUUGGGGCCAGCAUUGAGUACAUCUGUUCCUACCUGCAGCGCUUGGACACCAAGCUUCUCCCAGCCUCCCCGGAGUGGAUUUAACACAAGUUCUCUGAAGCAAAAUCCCUUUAAGGAACAGUUUUACAUCUGGAAAAACACACGUACCUCUGCCCUCCUGAUGAGACAUAAAUGAGGAGUGCGAUAGCACUUGUGGCUGUGCAGUAGUAGAGCUACUCGGGGCUCUCAUUUAGCUCUGUUCAGCAAAUGUACAAAUCAGUGGGGAGAGCUGGCUUUGGUUUUCCUAAUCUAGAGCUAAAUGAUGAAGAUCUGAAAAGUCAGAAUCCUGGUAAUGAAACAAAGAUACUAAAAAGCUUAAUUAUUUAUUAUUAUUUGUCUCAAUAAAACAUAUUAGCUGAAAACACACAUCAAUGAAUUCAACUUUUUUUUUUUGUAUCAAAGCCUUCAAAUUCUACAGUGAUUUAUAAUAAAACUAAGCUGUCGUGUUCAUCUUUUCCUUGUCCUGAGUUCUGGCAGAUCAAGGACAAGAGGAAGCUAAAUGCUACUCAUACUUCAGCCAGACCUGAGCUACAUCUGGUUGAACAUGCUGAGUCAUGAUAUCUCAUUCACAAAGCUGGAUUCCUUAAAGACUGGGUCAGCUGGUUGGUCUGCAGCACAACCCCAACUUCACUUUCUUUUUUUACUGGUUAUAAUCAGUAACUCUGAACACGAAAAUAGUCUUCUACCCCUAUCUCCUGCAUUAGCUUCUGAUAUAAAAUAGACGGGAAAACUGUAGGAUUAAAAAUCCUGACAGAUCUACGUCACAUUGUCACUUAACAUUCAUGGACUCACCCAUCUUGACUCGCAACGAGGAAGGCUGUCGUUGGUUUAGCAUCCAGGAAACAGCAGAGAACGUCUCGGCUAGUAGAAGCUAACCACUAGCAUUAGCAACUCCACAACUGGACAGAACUCUCCAGGCUUGUGUUAUUGGUGGAGAUAAAACAUCUAUGUUGCAAAGCAAGCAGAGUUGCUGUUAGCCAAUCAGAGGUGAGAUGUCCAAAUAUCAGGAAAUAAGACUCCAAAUCCUGCUGUCUGAAGCUACUUUCUCCUCCGUCUGACUUCUACGUCCUCAAACUUUUGCACCAGAGCUCUUUUUACCCAGAGAACAACUCAAAGGGCAUUCAUUCCUACUAGAGACCACUGCAGACGU
Molecule: messenger RNA, 3288 nt
Organism: Nothobranchius furzeri (turquoise killifish)
Lineage: Eukaryota; Metazoa; Chordata; Actinopteri; Cyprinodontiformes; Nothobranchiidae
Gene: enox2
Product: ecto-NOX disulfide-thiol exchanger 2
Biological process (GO): ultradian rhythm
Cellular component (GO): plasma membrane; external side of plasma membrane
Molecular function (GO): oxidoreductase activity; RNA binding
Source: RefSeq, a predicted model, not a curated record